AUGCUGCAGGGUCGCACCCUAGCUGAGCUUGGUAGGAUUAGGGAACCCCGGGCAGAGCGAGCCGCUCAGGCUUGGGGGAGGAGCGCAGCAGGCGCGCGGUGGCUUCGAGAUGCGGAGGAGGCGGGGUCGCACCUCACAGCACGCAUUGAGAAGGGCACUAAGGCGGUGGAAGCUGCUGGCACCGACCUCAAGUACCUUUUCUCCAGGCAUGAAGUGAGUGUUGACAACCAAAAGCUGUUCUAUCACCAUGGUGUGACAACCCUCGAGAAGCUGUCGAACUUCGCAAAGGAUCGAGAGGAUUUGACUGCGGUUCUCAAGGAGCAUUGGGAGCUAGAUGCUGAGAGGUCCUUGGAUGAGAGAGUGCAGGUCUCAGCCAUCGUCUGUGCAUUCAGUAAUGCCAAGACAAGGAGUCAGAGAGCAGCAGAGGUUGACGCGGAGUACGACUCGCUUCAAUGGUCACGCCCAGUGGUGGCCGGGGAAUGGGCAGCGAUGAGGUCGGCGUUGGAGAAGAGGUACGGCCAUUUGGAAGACAAGAUCUACCCGGCCAAAGAAUACAUUGAAAAGAAGUUGGCAGAGGUCGAAAGCGGUGAAUACCGCGCGGAGGAGCUCACGGAGAUUGUGUCGAAAGAAGAAAGCGAGCCUGAGACUGUGGUGCCUAUUUGGGACUCCAAGGGCCGAUUGGCCAUGAAGAAGGGCUCGACGAAAGUCCAGGAACCGGCAAACGCCGAAGAACUUCGAAAAAGGUUGACAGUUUGGAAGAACGCAAUGGUCAUGAUAUCACUGAAGCACUCCAACAGGCAUGAGUUGCAAGGAGCAUGGGAAGAGACGGUUGAGCAGUACAAGGAUUACCUCCUUGGCGACUACGUGUAUGGUCUCAGUGCAAAGGAUGCUGAAGGACAGACUUUCGCUGCACCACCAUGGAAGCUGAUCAUUGCAUAUGAGAAAGCAGUCAGGAAGCAGGCAGUGAAGCUCACGAACACGGAAGGGAAGCCGCUCACAGUGGCGUUGAAGAUGGCAUGGAAAGACGCAACGGUCAAGGAGCGGAACUUUACAACACCCCUUGCCUUAUACGCAAAACGGCCAACGCCACCAUGGAGAGAGCAGCCAGAUGCAAAGAGGCUUGCACCACGGUUGGAUGUUCAGGUGGAGAUCACAGAGUUGGACAUCCAGGCUGAUCGAAGGUCAGACUUUACAAUUCCAGCUGUACAGAAGAAAUGGUUGCGGAUGAUUGCUCAAGGCAUCUUUUUCGCGGUCAUUGUUACACCGCCUUGUUCCACUUUUUCGCGGGCUGUUUGGGCGAAUGAUCUGGGUCCGUACCCGUUGAGGAGCUCUACACACCCACGGGGCUUUCCAUGGAACAAGGGCGACAGAUUUCACAAGGCUGAAUUCGGGACGAUUCUGGCUGAUUUUUCCUUUGAAGCUUUGAAGCGCCAAUUUGCAUGCAACAACAGGACGGGUCUGAUGGAGCAACCAGAGGACUUGGGGCGCACUACAUAUGACAGGGUGCAGGGCCACCAACCAGCGUCUAUGUGGCAGUUCCCUCAAUUUGAGCAGUUGAUGGCAAUGGAUGGAGUGCAGACCGUGGUGUUGGCACAACAGGAUUUUGGGGCCUCUUCAUUGAAGCCAACAAGAUUUCUGAUGAGGAUGUUUGCUCCUUUACACCCUGCAAUGUACGAGGGACGACCGCAGUUUGAUCAUGAAGGGUGGUAUGUUGGUCCACUUCCCCGCCGGUCAGGGGGCGCCCCCCUCAUCGGCAAGCGGCAUGGUGUGUUCAAGACAGCCCAGUCCGCAGCUUGGCCACCCGACCUUUGCAAGUGGACGGCUUCAGCUAUACUCACCUCCUUUCUUCAAGAGUGUUCUGGGGGGGGUGAGUUUUCGGUGUUUUCGAUGGAAGACUGCAAGAAGAGGAAGGCAGAGGAGGAAAGUGGCGCUUCGAGGAAGGUGCAGAAAAAGCCUUUGGAGGUUGCUGCAAAGGGGGUGGUGGACCCUAUGCAUCCGCCAUUCCCGGGAGGAGAAGGCCCCCCUCGUUCUUGCCUGUGGAAGGGUCUUGAGGCUUCGUUCCAUGAUGGAGGAGGUUUGGCGUCUCCAGGGAGGUGGCAUGAGAGGCGGAGGAGGAGGCCGGAAGGUGAGGUUUGGUCCUCACUUGGGCGCCAAUUGCUCCUGGAGGCUGUCAAGGUUUUGGGUAGUGUUGCGGCUGUUGAAAAGGAGGCUUUCAAGAUGGCGAGAGGAGGUGAUGGAUUCCAUUUGGUUCGUGAUGCUCACUUCUUGAGGAGGAUCAGGGGAGUGCUCAGUGAGAAGCUUGGCAUUGCAGACCAGGGUGAGCCAGAGCCGGGGCAGCCUUUCUUCUUGGACCUGUUGAAGGGGGUACUGGAGAAGGCAGGUGAUCCUGAUUGGAGGUUCCUUGAGCAGGCGAAGUCUGGGCUUCCAUUGGGGGUAUUGCAGGAGUUGCCCCGUACACCUGACAUCUUUGAGGAACAGGUGAAGUGGAGUUUGGAAGGUGAGGACUGGGGCGAGGCAGUUUGGCAGAAGAGCAACUACCUGUCGGCGGAAGAGCAUGAGAAAUAUCUAGUCGAGCACCUGGAACAGGAAGUUGCAGAGGGGCUCAUGGUCAAGAUGAUUGAGGAGGAGUUCAUCCAGCGUUUUGGUGAAAACCGUGCGGUGGCCGCCCUGGCGGUCUUGGUUGAAGACGAGCUUACGGGCAAGAAGCGCGUCAUUCACGAUGGGACGCAUGGUGUGAUGGUGAACCACAGGAUUCGGUGCAGGGACAAGGUGCGCAUGCCAGGGCCGAGGGAAAAGCGUGCACUGCUGGAGGAGUAUGAGGAGGAGCGAUUAGCGGUGCUGUCUUUGGUGGGGGACUUCGCAAAGGCCCAUCGGAGAUUCAAGUAUGCAGAAGAAGAGCAGGGGUUUCUGGCUUGCAAGGCGGCAACGGAGUCGGAGGUCGUGUACGUGAACCAGGUAGGCACUUUUGGGAUUGCCUCCACGCCAUACUGGUGGGCAAGGUUGAGUGCAGCGCUGAUGAGAGUUGUUUACUGGGUUCUGGGCGACGCCUUCCCGAAUGACAUGCUCUUGUAUGCCGAUGACCUUGAGGUCUUGACAAGGGGAGGCAUGGUCACGGAGUGGAUUGGCCUCACAACAGACUACAAGACCUAUUCCAUGGGCCUUUCGCAGAGGAGAGCUGGAUGGAUCAUUGAUUGGGUUGAUUCAUUGAGGCUGAGGAAAGAGGUUAGUGCCAGAGAGUUUGCAGCGGGCCUGGGGCGGCUGGGCUUCACCGCGUUGGCUCUGCCAUGGGAGAGGCCUCUACUAGGCCCCUUGUAUGCCUGGUCAGCAGCAAUUCAGUCCAACAAAGGGGCAUUGACGAUCCCGUGGUCGGUGCUCUUCAUUUUGAGUUGGAUUGCCAAGAGGUUGAGGUCUGGCGGAAGGCUCGAGCCGGUGAAGAGGCCAAAGUGCACUAGCGGAGCUCCUUUGAAGAUCUGGACCGACGCGAAGGCCACAGAUGAAGAGGCAUGGAUUGGCCAUUCCUACUGGGGUCCUGUUCAGUUCGGAAGUGUGCUCUUCCUGGCACAACGAAGUGGUGCGAAUGUUAGCGCUCCAUGGCUGUAUUACCGGGGCCGUAACCCAAAGAGGGUGAUUGCAGCUUUGGAGCUUCUUGCCACCCUGAUAGCCUUGAAGUUGUGGCUGAAGGAGGCUGGAAGCACAGCAGAGGUCCUAGCAGAGGCCUUCACUGACAAUAGGGGGAAUGCCUUCAUUCUGAAGAAAGGUUUGUCGACGAAGUAUCCCAUCACGCUCUUGGUGAUAGAAGUGGCUGAGACUUUGAGGAGGCUUGAUACCUUUGCCACGUUGACUUGGGUGAGCAGAGAUGGAAAUGUUCUCGCAGAUGCUUUGACGAAUGAGGAUUUCAGUUCCUUUGACCUUCGUAGGCGGGAACUCAUCGUGGAGGAGGAGCUGAAGUGGUAUGUCAUGGGCGACCUGCUUGAGAGUAGUGAAGUGUUGUUCAACGAGAUCAAGGAGCACAAGGAGAACAAGAAGAAGACGAAGGCAGUAGUCGGGCAGUCCAAGAGGAGGUCGAAGAAAUUCUUCGAGAGGUGGACAUCCUGA
This is a messenger RNA of Durusdinium trenchii, 4095 nucleotides long. NCBI's taxonomy places the organism in Eukaryota, Dinophyceae, Suessiales, Symbiodiniaceae. The record is from the annotation of a GenBank genome assembly.